Molecule: messenger RNA, 1334 nt
Organism: Orycteropus afer afer
Lineage: Eukaryota; Metazoa; Chordata; Mammalia; Tubulidentata; Orycteropodidae
Source: RefSeq, a predicted model, not a curated record
AUGUUGCCAACAUUGCGCUACCUGGGUGGUGCCUGCGGGCGGGCCGGCGGGGGCUGCUUCGGAGCGUGCAGGCCAACGCAAGGGAGGCGGUGGCUGCUGCGCGGAGAUUGCAGCUAUGGCCGCAGAGCCAGCACUAGCUCAUUUGAUGUAGUCAUUGUUGGUGGCGGAAUUGUGGGACUUGCCUCUGCCAGAGCACUGAUCCAGCGGCAUUCAGCACUUUCUAUCGGUCUUCUGGAAAAGGAGAAAGAUUUAGCUCUUCAUCAGACUGGACAUAACAGUGGUGUCAUACAUAGUGGAAUUUAUUAUAAACCUGAAUCUCUGAAAGCUAAAUUAUGUGUACAAGGUGCAGCCCUCAUCUAUGAAUACUGUAACAAGAAGGGAAUUUCCUACAAGCAAUGCGGGAAGCUUAUAGUAGCUGUUGAACAAGAAGAAAUUCCUAGGCUUCAGGCCCUAUAUGAAAGAGGUCUUCAAAAUGGUGUCCAGGGCCUGAGGCUGAUCCAGCAGGAAGAUAUAAGAAAGAAGGAGCCAUAUUGUAGGGGUCUAAUGGCUAUUGAUUGCCCAUAUACUGGCAUUGUGGACUAUCGGCAGGUGGCUUUGUCAUUUGCCCAGGAUUUCCUAGAUGCUGGUGGCUCUGUUUUGACAAAUUUUGAAGUAAAAGAUAUUGAAAUGGCUAAAGAAAGUCCUUCAAGAAGUCAAGAUGGGAUGAAAUAUCCAAUUGUUAUUAGGAAUGAAAAGGGAGAGGAGGUUCGGUGUCAGUAUGUCGUGACAUGUGCAGGACUUUACUCAGACCGUAUUUCAGAGAUGAGUGGCUGCAAUCCUGAUCCUCGAAUUGUACCCUUCCGGGGAGAUUAUCUGCUCUUAAAGCCAGAAAAAUGCUAUCUUGUAAAAGGAAAUAUCUACCCGGUCCCAGAUAGCCGGUUUCCUUUCCUAGGAGUUCACUUCACACCAAGAAUGGAUGGCAAUAUUUGGCUAGGGCCCAAUGCAGUUCUUGCCUUUAAACGUGAGGGUUACAAACCUUUUGACUUCAAUGCCAGAGAUGUUAUGGAUAUAAUUAUCAAUAGUGGUUUGGUUAAACUGGUGUUCGAGAAUUUCUCCUAUGGAGUUAAAGAAAUGUAUAAGGCCUGUUUUCUCAGUGCAACAGUGAAGCACCUCCAGAAGUUCAUCCCUGAAAUUACUGUCAGUGAUAUACUUAGGCAGGUGGACUGUUAGAGUCCUGAACAAUGAAAGUGAGUGACAAGGACAUUUAUUGUUUUCUGUGGCAUUGCUUUGACUUGCUAGUGACUGGCAGCACUUGUAGCUUUAAAUAAAUUGAAGAAGUAGGAGAGAGAAUAUGG